This is a messenger RNA of Microthlaspi erraticum, 417 nucleotides long. The record is from the annotation of a GenBank genome assembly. NCBI's taxonomy places the organism in Eukaryota, Viridiplantae, Streptophyta, Magnoliopsida, Brassicales, Brassicaceae.
AUGCUAUUCACUGUCGCAUCUACCGGAUCAUCUGCCGGGUUAUCAUCGGAUUAUUUCGACUUGGGUUCAAGAGUACUCCUAACUUGUUGGCGUAUCUCUAAUCCUACAUCGGCCGUUCAAGAGUAUCACCAAUUUACUGGAGUACCUCUGAACCUGCCUCUCUCCAUUAUGGAGAUCGACUCUAAACGCUCAACAGCCUUGACUGCGUCACCACAAGCUAUUUAUCUUGUUCACUCGCUUUCAAUAGCAAACGAACUCGAGAUUGUUUUCAAAACGAUUGUUGAAGCCCUUAUGAAGAAACUUCCAGUUUUUAUCGUUGAUCUAAACUGUCUAACCUAUCCUUUUAUUGCUUUGUAUUUCAUUUCUGCAUCAAGCUGCUUCUACUCUUGGCAAAGAGCUUUCAGCUUCCUUCUGUAA